Ictalurus punctatus (channel catfish) is the source of this 3810-nucleotide messenger RNA. It is a transcript of the gene tor3a, whose product is annotated as torsin family 3, member A. The record is from RefSeq and is a predicted model, not a curated record. Gene Ontology annotation, molecular function: ATP hydrolysis activity; ATP binding. The transcript is spliced from 7 exons. Gene Ontology annotation, cellular component: nuclear envelope; endoplasmic reticulum lumen. NCBI's taxonomy places the organism in Eukaryota, Metazoa, Chordata, Actinopteri, Siluriformes, Ictaluridae. The coding region runs from base 408 to 1331 and encodes 307 amino acids.
AACGUGUACAUUUCCGUUUAUUCAUUUAGCAGACGCUUUUAUCCAAAGCGACUUAGAAAUGAGAAAAUAUAAGCAAAGCGAUGGAGUAUAUAAGGUGCAAUGGAAUAUUUUUUUUCUAAGUAGGCCUCUGAAUAUCUAUAUUUAAUGUUUUCGUCAAUGUUUAUUUUAUGUACUAUAAAGUGGUCUAUAUAUGUGUGUGAGGAAGCCACUGGGGAAAUUCGAAGCUUGAUGUAGUCUCUGGGACUACCGGAAGUUGCGUCACUAUUCCGCGGCAGCCUGUCCUGGGUAAAUAUUAAUGCAUCUCAAAUGUGUCAACCUAUUACUUCAACUACCUCUACUGCCAUGUUUGGGAAGGCGAGUGUCAGCCGAAUCAGGACGAUGCGACUCAGCAAGUGCCUGCAGGGAACAUGUGGUCGUGGCUUUCUCAGGAUUAUAUGGGCAUGAUGACCAACUGGUACUGCAGGAUUGGACAGUGCUGUGAUUCAGGAGACUGCAGAAUUACUAACAACAUCACAGGUCUAGAGCGGGAUCUACAGCUAAAACUUCAUGGGCAGCAUCUGGCUCAGUCGGUGGUCCUGAAAGCCAUUCAAGGCUUCAUUAAUAACCCUGAGUCAAACAAGCCCCUGACUCUGUCCUUCCACGGUUGGUCAGGCACUGGCAAAAACUUUGUGGCCCGGUUGGUGGCAGAUAACCUGUAUCGUGACGGAGUGAAGAGUGAGUGUGUGCGUCUGUUUAUUGCCCCAUUCCACUUCCCACAUGCGAGACUGGUGGAUGUGUACAAGGGCCAGCUAAGGGAGGCUAUUAGAGACAUGGUCCUCCGUUGCCCACAGACACUCUUCAUUUUUGAUGAGGCAGAGAAAUUACACCCUGGUCUUAUAGAUGCAAUUAAGCCCUAUAUGGACCACUAUGAUAAUGUGGAUGGCGUUAGUUACAGAAGAGCCAUAUUCCUGUUCCUCAGUAAUAUUGGUGGUGCAACUAUUAAUGAUGUAGCUCUGGACUUUUGGCAUUCGGGGCAGAACCGGGAGGAUAUUGGUAUGGAAGAUCUGGAACAUCGACUGCGAGCAGAAUCUAUGGAGGCUGAAGGAGGAUUUGCCCAGAGUGAGCUCAUGUCAGGGCACUUGAUUGACUUCUUUGUGCCAUUCUUGCCUCUUGAAUAUCGUCACGUUAAAUUGUGUGCUCGGGACGCGUUUGUAAUCCGUGGUGUGGAGCCUGAUGAGGCAACUCUGGAUGAGGUGGCUAAAGCCAUGCUGUAUGUACCCAAAGAAGAAAAACUCUUUUCUGCACAGGGUUGCAAGUCCAUCCCACAACGAAUCAACUUCUUUUUACAUUGAUAGAAUAACACACGGUCAUUAAGCCCACAUGAACAAGUUAUGGCAUACGUAACAGCGAAGCUAAAAUGAGACUGUUGCCAGAUUUUUACAUGCCAGGCCAAUCCUGAGCUCGACUUACUGUCUGUGCGGAGUUUCUCAUGUUCUUUUCCCCAUGGCCAUUAAGGUUUCCUCUCCCCACCGGAAAAACAUGCUGGCAGUUGGAUUGGCUAUGCUAAAUUGCUCGUAGGUGUGGACUACUGGUAUCCCAUCCAUGACAUAUUCCCUUCUCAUGCCAGGUGUUCCCAGGAUAGGCUCUGGAUCCACCAUGACCCUGACCUGGAUAAAGCAGUUACUGAAGAUGAAUGUUUCCUUGAACAUUCAGAGCUGUUCACAAUGGAGAGCUGUUACUUGACCCCACUGAACUACUAAUCCUUUCCCACCCCGUUUACCUCAGUCUAAUAGAGCUUUUCCACUGGACAAUGCAGUACAGUUAAUAAUAUGAACUUUUUAUACCCUGGUCAAGUACCUGUGCCCGUUUCCCCUCGAGUAAUAGUAACCAUGAACGUAGGAGUAGUUCUUUGAAAGUUGUAGAGUCAUGAUAUCAAUUCUAAUGCAGUGUUAGUGUAUACCGUAAACCCUUACACUACAAUGAUCUUUUCGUAUACUAGACCCCUCAUUUAGGGGACUCCUUUAUAAAACAUUCAUACACACAAAUUUGAUCUUAAAAUGGUAAUGCAGGUUUCCAACCUGACGUACGCACUUUUCCUAUUGACCAUGGCAGUAUGCUCCAAUAAUUAGACUGUGUGAUUUGGGAGAACUGUGCCGAUGUUUCCAGUGCCAGAACAACAAAUUAAAUGUUAUGAAAAUCUAUUAAUAAUUUGAAUAACACUUGCUUCAAAAAGACAAACAAUCUAUUUUUAAAAGGUGCAUUAAUAGACAUUAAUGUGAGUCAGUUAUUAUGCCAUGUAUACUAACAAAAUGUAAUGUACUGAAAUCAAAGUUUAACUCUCAGCAUACAAGUUCAUUAGUCCGCAUUGUCCAAGCAUUAAUGUAGGGCAUUAUUGGGGAUUAUACCACUAAUUUCACUGUGCCCGAUAAUGGAGGCUAGACACUGGCAAAGGCACACCGUGUCCUGCCCCAGUGGAUUGUACGCAGGUUCUGUAUACAGCAAUCUUCUUCCUUGAAAUUUGAUAUCUGGCCACUUUCUUCACUGCGGGCAAAGUCCAUCCUUUACCCCCAGCUUCAAUGGCAGCAGCCGUGCCACACAACAUAUUUUGUUUGGAAUGCGAUACUACUGCUAAGAUUUCCAAAAAGCAUUGUGUCUGCUCUUGACUGCACUUCUGUUAAAGAACAUCAAUUUCAGACUCACUGAACUUUCUCUUUGUUGCCUUUUGAGCCAGUUUUAUUUGUGAGCCUCUGUUGCCAGAAAUACUGAUAUGAAAGUGUGUUAAAUAAAGGGAGGUGCGGAGAAAUGGGCUUACGGGGUGAAUUCCACAAAAAUGAUUUAUAAAUGACUCCGCACAACGUAUAUUCAACCAGGUUUUCCAUUCCAUCGCAUUUGAACUUUACAACUAUUGAUUUCUAGGAUUUUAUUGAUUCUAGGUAGCUAGUGUUUUUACAAAAUAAGUGACAAGUCACCUACUUGGCACACUUUGGGCAAGGGGGGGUAACCAAAUUCAUUAAAGGCACUUAAUGAAAAAAUCAACAGAAUUUCGGAUAUUUGUUUUCAUAACAUACUUUCCUGCGGAAAAUUGGUCAAAUGUGGCAGUUAUUUACCGUGUGUGUGAGAUUGUUUUUUGUUUGUUUUUUUUUUUACAUUCUGUAUUAUUUAAUGUAAACAUCUGUUGUUUAUGAAUGCCUUAAAUGGAAUCAUUUGGGUUUUUGUCACAUUAUAUGGAUGUAGGAUUUUAAGGUUCAGGAGACAUGAAAGCAGAGGAAAGCAGUUGAAAUUGUAUGACAGACCAUUGUUUAUCAGUGUUACUGUUGUUUCUAUUGCAACAAAAGUCUAUUUUUCUAGAGAAAAUGCCAGAUUGUGACAGCAAUAAGAACAAUGUGUAGUCUGGGGUUAGUGUGUACACCUUAGACCUCUAACAUCUAAAUUGUUUUUCAAUAGACUAUGGAAUUGCACGGUGGAGUUUACAAUGUCAUUACUGAGUUUAAGGGAAAUAUGUUGAAAGGAUUUAAUUUAAAUGUUCUAGAUGAAAAUACAUCCCCAUGUUUAAUCAUUUUGGUUGACAUGAAGCUACAUUGUGUAAAAAAAUCCAAAUAAAAAUGUAAAUUUUUAUGCUGGUUUGUUAUAAUAAUAAGUUAUAAACACUUUGUAUAUAAGGAAUUCUAAAUUGUCAUUAUUAUGUAUAUUUUGAACAUUUUAAACACUGUAUUUAGCUUUUAGACUUUUGUGUCAGUAAUAUUUUCACUACAAAGUCAUCAGCUUAAAGUUCUAAACCUUUUGUGAAGAAUUUAAUUUUAGCUGUUAUACAUAAAAUGUUUUAGACGCAAA